Molecule: messenger RNA, 615 nt
Organism: Solanum pennellii
Lineage: Eukaryota; Viridiplantae; Streptophyta; Magnoliopsida; Solanales; Solanaceae
Product: adenylate isopentenyltransferase 5, chloroplastic-like
Exons: 4
Coding region: 1-615 (204 amino acids)
Biological process (GO): cytokinin biosynthetic process; tRNA modification
Cellular component (GO): mitochondrion
Molecular function (GO): tRNA dimethylallyltransferase activity
Source: RefSeq, a predicted model, not a curated record
AUGGUGCACAAGUCAAUACAAAUACUCUUCAACAAGAAGAAAGUGAUCUUCAUAAUGGGGGCCACAGGUUCUGGAAAAUCCCGUCUCUCUGUUGACCUUGCCACCCAUUUUCGAGGAGAAAUAAUCAACUCGGAUAAAAUGCAAGUAUACAAGGGACUUGAAAUUGUUACAAACAAGAUCACACACACUGAGAAACAAGGUGUACGACACAUUUUGUUAGGUGAAAUUGAACCAGAUUCAAACUUCAUAGCUGAAGAUUUUUGUUUGCAAGCUGUCGUCUAUAUAGAAAAAAUACUGAAGACUCAACGUGUUCCAAUUAUUGUUGGAGGGUCAAAUUCGUAUAUUAAAAAACUUGUGAAAGAUCAUGUGUUCAUGUUCAAAUAUAAGUAUGAUAGUUGCUUUAUUUGGAUUGAUGUUGAGCAAUCAGUCUUGAACCGUAAAGUUGACAUGAGGGUUGAUCAAAUGGUCAAAGCAGGGCUAGUGGAUGAGGUGCGACAGAUUUUCAUUCCAAAUGCAGAUUACACCAAAGGAAUCCGACGGUCCAUCGGUGUCCCUGAAAUGGACAUAUAUUUAAGGGAAGAAACAAAUAUAGACGGAGAUGAUGAAUCAAAGUAG